CAGAGCAGGCUAAGACCAAAUGGUCAUUGUCCUUUGUAAACAUAGUAAGCCGCCUUCUCCCUGGGUGUUAUUUGCAAGACUUAAAAAGCACAGCUGAACUUUUCUAUUAGGACUGAGCUACAGGGGACAGAAAGGACUAGCAAGAUCAUCAAUCAAGCCCUCCGGGAGUUGUUUUGGACUUCAACUUCCAGAAAUCCCAGACAGCUUACCAGCUAUUAACUACUGUGAAGUCCAAAACACCUUAAGGACCAAAUGUUGGGAACCACUGGACAACAUGUAUUGACACUGCAAUGCUUGGUCUUGCCUCUUCCAUAUUAUGCUCCUUCUUCAUCCUGUUUUCACUGACCUCCAAUGCUGCCUCCAAAGAUGACCUUGUAGUGAACACCAGCAGUGGUCCUAUCAAUGGCAAAGCUCUCACCAUUGGCUCUGGCUCUGUGAGAGCUUAUCUUGGCAUCCCCUAUGCUGAGCCCCCCUUGGGGAAACUGCGAUUCCAGAAGCCUCUUCCACAUAAGCCAUGGAGUCAAAUCUUUGAGGCCACUAACUUUGGCAAUGCCUGUCUUCAGUCAGUUCUUUCUCAAACACCUGAGGCAAAAUUGUGGAAUCCCAAUAGGCCCCUGUCAGAAGAUUGUCUCUUUCUCAACAUCUGGGUGCCCCAUCCACAGCCCUCUGUACCAAUUCCCAUUCUUGUCUGGAUACACGGAGGGGGCUUUGUUGCAGGUACAAGUUCCCUGGAUUUGUACAAUGGGGCUUCCUUAGCUGCGACUGAGAAUGUCAUUGUGGCCUCCAUGAAUUACCGCCUGGGGGCUCUGGGCUUUCUUUCGUUGCCACCAGCUGUCCCAGGAAACAUGGGUCUGUGGGACCAACACCUGGCCCUGACCUGGAUCAAGCAGAAUGCAGCUGCCUUCGGUGGAGAUCCAAAGCGGGUGACGAUUUUUGGCCACAGUGCUGGAGCAGCCUCUGUUGGCUUCCAUCUCCUUUCACCUAAAAGUGAGCCCCUUUUUGCCCAAGCUGUGCUUCAGAGUGGAGCUAUCUACGCUUCGGCAAGUCCCGGGAAGGCCAAGAAUAACUCCCUUGAAUUUAGCCAGCUGUUAGGAUGUGGAGAAGGCAAUGAAAAUGAAAUUGUGAGCUGUCUUCAGGACAAAAAUGCAGUGGAAUUUCCUCAGCAUGAAGCAUCUCUGAGUAAGAAAAAACCUCUGUAUCCUGUAUUUGAACCAACAGCCGAUGGGGAAUUUUUGACUGAUGAUCCUCAGAGUCUUUUAGACUCUCAGCAUGUUCAGAUCAAACCAGUUCUCACUGGUGUCACCUCAGAUGAAGCAGCUCCUAUCGUGGAUUUAAUUAUUCUUGGAAGCAAUUAUAGCCAAAUCACUAUGGAAAUUUUUUUAACUGUAUUAAGGUAUCUAGUGCGAAACACAACUGAAGAAGAUAUUCAAGCUGUGGCCCUGAAAUACAGUGAAGAGAGUCAUGGCCCAGCAAAGUACCGUUCAGGCUUGGUGCAGUCUUUGGGUGAUUAUUUCUUUGUAUGUCCUGUAGCCAAAUUUGCUGGCCAGAUUAGAAAUGUUGGGAGUCCUGUGUAUGUUUACCUUUUUACACAUCACACCUCUGGCACUGUCUGGCCUGAGUGGGUAGGGGUGCCUCAUGGAGCGGAACUCAUUUAUCUAUUUGGAAACUUUGAGGCAGCAUUUCAGGCCAACAAAACACAUACAGAAGCGGAAGAAGCACUCAGCCGUAGGAUAAUGCAAUAUUGGGCAGAGUUUGCCAGAACUGGCAAACCCACAGGAUCAGAGAAGAAAGAAGUGGAGUGGCCACGUUACAAUGCUACACUGGAGAACUUCUACCAUCUUAGCACUGAGCCAGCCCAGGUUCUGCCAGUAUCACCUGCUCGACACUGCAAUCUUUUUAAAACACAUACUGUAAAUCCCAAGAAAUCAGAUGAAGAUUGAGAGCGGACAACAGUCCUCCCCAUUGGGAACUCGAAUUCUCCAGAAGCCAGGAAGUGUCUCCUCUCUGCUGAGAUGAGAUAGUUGCAUCAUUCAUUGUUCCAGUUUGCUUUGUCACCCACGGGGCCCUGCGUCCAUUUUGCCCCCCUCUAUUUUUCUUGCAUUUUAUUUACUUCUCCAAAAUAAAUUAUUUCUCUUGAAACCAAGAAA
Anolis carolinensis (green anole) is the source of this 2147-nucleotide messenger RNA. Its product is annotated as cholinesterase. Gene Ontology annotation, cellular component: plasma membrane. Gene Ontology annotation, molecular function: acetylcholinesterase activity. The record is from RefSeq and is a predicted model, not a curated record. The transcript is spliced from 5 exons. Gene Ontology annotation, biological process: choline metabolic process; acetylcholine catabolic process. Lineage: Eukaryota; Metazoa; Chordata; Lepidosauria; Squamata; Anolidae. Bases 291 to 1940 code for a protein of 549 amino acids.